Molecule: messenger RNA, 1068 nt
Organism: Serendipita indica DSM 11827
Lineage: Eukaryota; Fungi; Basidiomycota; Agaricomycetes; Sebacinales; Serendipitaceae
Source: the annotation of a GenBank genome assembly
AUGCUCCAGUUUGGGUCGUUUGACGGCAUUUGCGAGUCGGCCGCGCUCGUCGUAUGCCCGCUGCUCGGUGCGGCCAACGGAAUCGAACCUACAUGCUAUAGCAGAAAUGUAGACAUUGGGAGGACGCUCAUUUUCCAGCCUGCAACGAGUUUUGUGCACAUUGUCGCUAUUAUUAUGACUGGAAUCAUGAUCUUUCACAUCCGCAGCAAGUAUACUGCAGUCGGCCGAAAGGAAAUCGUCCUCUUCUUCUACCUGUACGCAAUAAUUGAGGCGCUUGCCAUCUUCUUGGACUCUGGGAUCAUCCCCACCGCCAAUAACGUCUAUCCGUGGUUCGCUGCGGUUUACACGGGGCUUGUCGCGGCUGAAUAUACCUGUCUGCUCAUCAACGGCUUUGUCGGUUUCCAAUUCGCCGAGGAUGGCACUCCAUUAUCGCUUUGGUUCCUCCGACUGUCGUGUCUGCUCCUGUUCGGAAUAGGCUUCUUCUUUGCGAUUGCGACAUUCAAGGGCAUUGCCGGCUUUUCAAAGACACAAGCGAUCCCGCUCUGGAUCAUUUACUUUUUGUGGCCGGCCGUGUGUGCGGUCGUGUACACGAUUUCGCAACUCAUCCUCGUCAUCCGCACGCUCGACGACCGGUGGCCGCUGGGUGACGUGAUCAUUGGUGCGACCUUUUUUGCGGUUGCCCAGUUGGUGCUGUUCGCGUUUAGUGUGCAGAUCUGCGAUGCGGUCAAGCACUAUAUUGACGGGCUGUUCUUCUUUACGGUGUGUAUCCUGCUGAGCGUGAUGAUGGUCUACAAGUACUGGGACUCGAUCACAAAAGAGGACCUCGAGUUUAGUGUGGGCAGCAAACAGGCGGUGUGGGAGGUCAAGGAGCCGUUCAUGGGCGGUGGAAACGGAGGGGGGGAGCAGUGGGAAGAAGACGCUGUGAGCCACUAUGGGGGAGCCGCGCCGAGCCUGGUCGGGGGUGUGAGCGGGGGACAGUACUAUCACCAUCAGCAACAGCAGCAGCAGCAGCAGCAGGGAGGGUAUGGCUACCCACCGCCGCACGGAUUCGGCAACGAGCGGUUCUAA